Messenger RNA from Hibiscus syriacus, 1088 nucleotides. RefSeq names its product protein EXORDIUM-like 2. Lineage: Eukaryota; Viridiplantae; Streptophyta; Magnoliopsida; Malvales; Malvaceae. The record is from RefSeq and is a predicted model, not a curated record. The transcript has a single exon. The coding region runs from base 53 to 934 and encodes 293 amino acids.
UUUAACUCUCAAAGUCGAUAUCUUUCUCAAGAUUUUCCCACAUCUAAAACUAAUGGCAGCUUCUGUUUACAAACUUGCCACUCUUUUCCUAUUCUGUAUCAUCCCUUCUUCCGUCUGCGAGCUGGUUCAAGAGCAGCCUCUGGUGUUGAAGUACCACAAUGGCCCACUUUUAAAGGGCAAAAUCGCCGUCAAUCUCAUCUGGUACGGCAAGUUUACCCCUUCCCAACGCUCCAUAAUCGUCGAUUUCAUCAUCUCGUUGAGUUCCGCCAACCUCAAGCUUCCUUCGGCAUCUUCAUGGUGGAAAACGACUGAGAAAUACAAGAGCGGUUCAUCAACCUUAGUUGUGGGCAAGCAAGUCCUCCUCGAAAACUACCCACUCGGAAAAAUCCUUAAAAACCCACACUUGCCGGCCUUGGCCGGAAAAUUUAUCGGCGUCAAUACUAUCAGCAUCAUCCUCACGGCCAAAGAUGUAGCCGUCGAAGGCUUUUGCAUGAGGUGCGGGACUCACGGGUCUACCCGUGGUCUGGUUCGUAGUGCCUUUAUCUGGGUCGGAAACUCUGAGACUCAGUGUCCCGGUCAAUGCGCCUGGCCGUUUCACCAGCCUAUUUAUGGUCCCCAAACGCCGCCUUUGGUUGCUCCCAACGGAGACGUUGGGGUUGAUGGAAUGAUCAUUAACUUGGCCACCCUUUUGGCUAACACUGUUACCAAUCCGUUUAAUAACGGGUACUUUCAGGGGCCGGCCAACGCGCCAUUGGAGGCGGUUUCGGCUUGCACCGGGAUGUUCGGGUCGGGUUCGUACCCGGGAUAUCCGGGUAAUCUUUUGGUGGAGAAGACUACCGGGGCGAGCUAUAAUUCAAACGGCGUUAAUGGCCGGAAAUACUUGUUGCCAGCGAUGUGGGAUCCUCAGACAUCAACGUGUAAGGCGCUGGUUUGAUGGGACACGUGGCGGGAAUUAGUGGUGAAGGGGAAACAUAUGUAGAUAUUUGUAAGUAUGGGUUUGUUGUAAGUAUGGGUUUGUUGUAGUGGGUUCACGGGAUGGGUGAAUUGUAGUUUGGUAUGGCCCAAGAAAAAGAAUUUUGAUUUGGUGU